AAACAUACAAUCAGUAGCAUUCUUAUUAUAGAAAAAAACACAAAGUAUUUUUUGUCUGCAUAAUUAAUUGAACCAGCUUAUGUUACCAAAAAUAAUUGUAUACAUAGGCCUUCAUAAAGAAAUCUCAAUUUCAUUUUGCAAAAUGCAUAUCUCCCAUCAAAUGGCAUAUUGCUCUGUAUGAAUGGGUUGUGAAUGGGUGAAUGAUGAGGUGUGGUAACGACUGGAUAAAGCACUAGAUAAAUACAGUCCAUUUACCAUUCCAGUCCCCGGUCAUAGAGUGUUGACCGGUACUUUUAGAGGUGCCUGUUGGCACCCUGGGCACUGCUGAGAUUCCAUUGAGCAAGGCAUCGGACUCCCAUACUUCUACCUAGUAUAGUAGCUGACAACUGCUCUUAGCACUUGAAUGGGUUAGUCGAAAUUUCACUAUUCCCAAAAUGACACUACUCUGUCCUGGAGGUCAAUUUUAGGAGGUUAUUACGGAAGAGGAUUAUGGCCACAUUUUUCUCAGAAUUCUGAGUUUAAAGUCAGAACUAAACAUUUUUUUUCUUUUGGUCACGUCCCAAUGUUUUUUCUCAUGUGGCCCUAAUCCUCUUCCGUAGACAAGAGUUAAUAUUAGACUUCAUUGUUUUAUUUUUUUACUCACGUAUCUUAAAAUAGCUGUUAGGGCCUCCUUGUCUCCAAGCCUUUGUCCCAUCUUCCACCUGAAGGCUGCAGCAGUCCCUUCCACCGGCAGCAGGGGGCGACACGUCCACAACACAGCAGCCUGAAAUCAUUACGUAGUGCUGCUGCUGCCUUUUGUGUGUGUCUUGUGAGCCUGCUGACACCGCCCCUCCGGAGGGUGCAGCGGGACCGUCACACGCCUACUGUGUCGGUUAGGUCUGCUGGCUGGCUGUAAACAAAACCCUACAGCAGCGCGAUGUACGAAAUAUACCUGUAUCCCGGGGAGAUAACGGAGCUAACGGUGGUAGCCAUGUAAACCGCAACCACGGGUUACAGUACUGGAACGUUACGACGCUUGGUGGUUGCCAGAACUGUCAGUGCUUUACUCGGUGGUUUUACAGGUAUUUUUCUUGUGCAAUGGUUGUCAUAAUGGUCACCCGGUGAUUUGUACAUCAAAGCUAGCUUGCUAACCGUGAGCUAACCGUACACAUCUGGCUGCUAAUUUCGCACCACUAGCUAUAAUAAUUCCAGAUAAACGUGAACAUGGCAGCAGCAGCGGAGCACGACCUGGCUCUGUCUGAGGCGGACAGCAGCAAGGAGAAGGCUCAGGUGUUUGGGAUUUUGAGGCUACAAGAGGAGAAAGCUGGUGUUGUUGGGGAUAAAGCUAGCAGCACAGCGAGAGGAGGAGGAGACGGGCGAUGGCAGGCUCCUAUCUUCGCUUUGGCCAGGAAAGCAUCCGAGACCAUUUCAGGGAGUAUUCACGUCCUGCCCAAAGUGUCGGAGCACAGGACGUCUCUGCCCGGGGACUGGGCCGUCCAAGCGCUGCGAGACCCCAUGGCGAUGGAGCGAACCAACCUGCUAAACAUGGCCAAGCUGAGCAUUAAAGGGCUGAUCGAGUCAGCUCUGAGCUUUGGACGGACUCUGGACUCAGACUACCCGCCUCUCCAGCAGUUCUUCGUUGUCAUGGAGCACUGCCUCAAACAUGGCCUUAGAGUGAAGAAGUCCUUUCUGGGCUUUAACAAGUCUCUGUGGGGUCCUCUGGAGCUGGUGGAGAAACUUUGUCCUGAAGCAGCAGAGAUCUCCGCCUCUGUACGCGACCUGCCUGGACUUAAGACUCCAUUAGGCAGGGCCAGAGCUUGGCUGCGUCUCGCUCUCAUGCAGAAACGGCUGGCCGACUACCUGCGACUCCUCAUCACCAGAAAAGACCUGCUCAGUGAUUUCUAUGAGAACUCAGCGCUGAUGCUGGAUGAGGAGGGGGCCGUGAUCGUGGGCCUGCUGGUGGGCCUGAACGUCAUCGAUGCUAACCUGUGUGUCAAAGGCGAGGACCUGGAUAGUCAGGUUGGGGUGAUCGACUUCUCUAUGUACUUGAAGAAUGACAUUGAUGAUUACCGGAGUGAAGAAAGGAAUAGCCAGAUAGCGUCCAUCUUGGAUCAGAAGAACUACGUAGAGGAACUGAACCGACAACUCAACUCCACAGUUCACGGUCUUCAGGGCAGAGUGGACAAUCUAGAGAAGUCCAACACUAAACUCAUAGAAGAGUUAGCCAUAGCCAAGAACAACAUCAUCAAACUGCAGGAAGAAAACCAGCAGCUGAGGAGUGAAAACACCCUAAUUGUGCUGAAGACACAACAACAUUUAGAGGUAACCCAGGGCGAUGCGUCAGUGGAGAGAGACACGUACAAACAGUCUCGUCAGGGUUUGGAUGAGAUGUUCAGCGAUGCUCAAAGGCAACUGAAGGAGGAGUGUCAGCUCAGACAGGAUGUGGAGAAUGAGCUGGUCGUCCAGAUGUCCAUGAAACAGGAAAUGGAGCUCGCUAUGAAACUUCUGGAGAAAGAUAUUCAUGAAAAGCAGGACACACUAAUCGGACUGAGACAUCAGCUGGAUGAGGUCAAAGUCAUCAAUGUGGAGAUGUACCAGAAGAUGCAGUCGUCAGAUGAUGAGAUGAAGAAGAAGAAUGACGUGAUCACUCGUCUGGAGGAGAAGACCAAUCAGAUCACUGCCACCAUGAAGCAGCUGGAGCAAAGUGAUAUGGAUCUGCUAAAUCAGACCCGAACGCUUGCUAUGUCAUUUGUUAAUUGUGCCAGCUCAGACACAGAGCACCAGUACAAGCUAGUGAAGGACAUCUCCUUCUGAGGACACAUGCAGUCACACCAUGGCUUAUGACUGAAUACAUAAACAGACUUAACUUAAAGGGUUAUUCGAGCUCUAGUUAAAUCCCGUUCAGACAACUUGUGCUGAAUGGAUUUCCUCUGACUGCCCUGGUUCAGCUGGUCAGAGAACUGUCUGAAUAUUACUGAAUCUGUUGUACUUUAAUAGUAACAUUUUAAAAAUAAUUGUACACUACUUUAUCUAUUCACUUACACAUGCAUACAUAUGCUACACAUUGUUCCUGUCUGCAGUAGUCAGUUUAUAUGCAGUAACACUGACAGUAAGAUAGUUGACAAUGAGAUGUUAUCAUAGGGUUGUUGUUGUUGUUGUUCACAUUGAGUUACAAUGAGUAUAGUGGGCAUAACAACAACACCUAGUGUAAAUGUAGUGUUUAGGGACUGUAUUAAGGAACUGUACAAAUGUAAUUGGAGUGGGGAGGAGGUAACAUUAUUUGUUAAAAAUGGCUACACUGUCCCCACAACAUCUUGUAAUAUUUGAUUUCUGAUUGAUCUUUGCCAUUAAUAACUGAAAUUGCUUAAAUAAUGUAAUGUGGUGUACUCCAAUUAAAACCAUAAAAUGUUAAUGGUUUAAUCAAUAUUCACAUAGCUACCAAAUUUGCCAAAAAUGUUGCUGAUGUCUGGGAAAACCACAUGACAUCUAGAGAGAUAACAUUCAUUAACGACAGUCACCCUCAAAGGUUUAGGCUGCCAUCCACCCAGUACCAACUGGGAACACACGUGUAAUCCUUCCUCCAUUUUUCUAAACUCCCUCCUAAUAAUUUCUGUACAGUCCCUUAAUAGCAUCCACGUUGGCUCUGCAGAAAAGUUGAGUACUAUGUCAUUUUGAGCCAUGCUAUCUUUUGACCUUGUGGCAGCCAGUCUAAACAACCUUAGAUCAUAUAACCUAGGAAUAGUGUUUCCACGGCGGCCUGCACCUCAUCAGAGUCACUCCAGAUGUCAGACAGGAGUUUGCCUGUGCAGCCUCCUGCUUUAUUUUGCUGCUGUGCAUGUGACCUGCUGCUGAGCGGCUGUGAAGACCCUUGCUGCGUCUGAACUCAGUCCCUCACUCACUUCUCUCUCAGUGAUUCACAUUCAGAAGUGUUCUCUAUAGUGAGCAGAACAUUUGAGCCAAUUCUGAACCAUUGUCAUUUUGCAUCUCCACGUACAGGUGACUUUUUUUUGUACCCUUUGGACACUAAUUAAAGGUCAGGGGGAAAUAUAUUUCACUCCAGAGCUGCAACAGUUAGUAAAUCAACAGGAACAUAUUUGCCAAAUCAUUUGAUCACUGUUUAAUCUCAAAGUAAUUUUUCAUGCAAAAAUUGGGGAUAAACGGCUUUUAAUUAUUAAAAAAGGAAAUAUCUUUGGUUUUGGUCGAACAAUAUCCGACAUCUAUAAACAGGACUUUGGACUUGGAGAAACUGGGAUGGAUUUUUACUAUUUUUGUUAUAUUAAUGAAAACAAUAGUUUGAUGCAGCUCUAGUGCACUCUAUAGUUAAAAGGGAUUGAUUUUGGACACAGCCGCCUCCUUCUGCCAUUGAUUUACUUGAACUGAAAAUGGUAAGGUUGAGUCAGUUUUGCAGAUAAAGCUCAGCAGCUUCAGCUCAUGUGAUCUGUUCCUGCAGGCUAGGCCGACUGUAAAGAAUUGUAAACGUUUGAUGCUUUUCUCAAGCAGACUUAAAUGUUGUUGGGUCUUGUUUUUGCAUAUUUAUUGGCUUUUGUGAUAGAUGAGAUUCAUUCGUCCUAUUCUAACUCCAUGUUCACAAUACUGUAACUCCUCUCAAUUUGUAGAAAAAUAAGCACUUAGUACAGCUGUUGAAAACUCACAACUACUGUCUUUUACCGCAGUAACCAAUAAAGUUAGAUGUUUUGAAAGUG
Molecule: messenger RNA, 4682 nt
Organism: Gymnodraco acuticeps
Lineage: Eukaryota; Metazoa; Chordata; Actinopteri; Perciformes; Bathydraconidae
Gene: rufy2
Product: RUN and FYVE domain containing 2
Exons: 14
Coding region: 1204-2793 (529 amino acids)
Cellular component (GO): cytoplasm
Molecular function (GO): metal ion binding
Source: RefSeq, a predicted model, not a curated record